Messenger RNA from Capsicum annuum, 1515 nucleotides. Its product is annotated as WAT1-related protein At2g39510-like. The record is from RefSeq and is a predicted model, not a curated record. Gene Ontology annotation, molecular function: transmembrane transporter activity. The coding region runs from base 193 to 1254 and encodes 353 amino acids. Lineage: Eukaryota; Viridiplantae; Streptophyta; Magnoliopsida; Solanales; Solanaceae. The transcript is spliced from 7 exons. Gene Ontology annotation, cellular component: plasma membrane.
AAAAAGAAACAUAUUCUAUAUAUAUCUUCACCACAAGAAUAUUUUUGAUUAAGAACAAGAUCCCAAAUAUCUAAUAAAUUAGAGGAAUAGAACCCCAUUCUUAAUUCCACAUUAAUUUUCUAUAUUUAGCUACUAAAAUAUGGUCAUUAUUUUUCAAAAAUAAAUAGGGCAUUUUUUGCAAAGUUAUUAUAUAUGGCUAUGGAGAAAUUCAAACCUCAUCUUCUUAUGAUUUUAGCUCAAAUUUGUUACACUUUUUUGUAUUUCAUUACUCAAGCUUCAUUCAAUCAUGGGAUGAAUCCACAUGUCUACGUAACUUAUCGACACAUCGUGGGAGGUCUAUUUAUGUUACCGUUCGCCUAUUUUCUUGAAAGAGGAAUAAGACCAAAGUUAACUAUGACUUUGCUAUUGGAGUUCUUUGUACUUUCUCUACUAGGAGUGAGUUUAACAUUAAACAUGUAUUUUGUGAGCUUGAAUUUCACUUCUCCAACUUUUGUGGCUUCUAUGCUCAACACUAUUGCUGCACUCACUUUUGUAUUGGCAGUAAUACUCAGGUUGGAAGUUGUUAAUGUACAAGAUCCUAGAGGAAUAGCAAAAGUGAUAGGGACAUUGGUUUCUUUGGGUGGGGUUACGAUAAUGACAUUGUAUAAAGGAGUUAUUUUGAAGAAUUUAUGGCAUCCUAUCAUUUAUAUUCAUCAAGGAGGAAACAAUGUUGUGAAGGAAAAUUGGGUGAAAGGUUCAAUUUUGACUGUUGCUAGUUGCAUUGCAUGGUCCAUAUGGUUCAUCAUGCAGGCUUACACAUUGAAAAGAUAUCCAGCACAAUUGUCACUGACAACAUGGAUGAGUUUUGUAGGAGCAGCACAAUCAGCUUUCUACACAAUCGUAGUGCAACAUAAAAGAGUUGCUUGGACUAUUGGUUUCAACAUUGAUUUUUGGUCUAUAAUGUAUGGGGGUAUAGUAAUUUCUGGUUUAGUGGUUUUUAUUCGAUUAUGGUGCACAGAGCAAAAGGGACCUGUUUUUGUGACAAUGUUCAAUUCACUAGCAACAAUAUUAGUGGCAAUUUUAGCAUACUUUAUUUUUGGUGAAAAGCUAUUUAUGGGAAGCAUCAUAGGAGCAAUAAUAGUCAUUGUUGGACUUUACUUGGUCUUGUGGGGAAAAGAAGAUCCAAAAUCACAAAGAAAAGAUGAAGAAAAAUGUUGCACAACAAAAAUAGAACAUCAAGAAGACAAUAUGAUGAAGAAAUUCCAAUUAGAAUAGGAAGAUUGCGUAUAAUAAAUUCUUGUGGUCCAGUCCUUCCUCGAACCUCGUGCAUGGCGAGAACUUUAGUACACCCGUCUCUCUCUCUUUUUUUCUCUCCUUAGAAUAGGAAGGUUGAAGAACUUCCAAUAGCUUAUUGUUCUCAAGAAUAAUAAAAACCAAUAAAAAAAAAUUAGUAUUGACGGAAAAAUUCAUGGUAGGAAACGCUUCUACCUUAUUUUUUGAGUCCAUUAUCGAAGAGGGAAGAUUGCAAAAAUGAUA